Asterias rubens (European starfish) is the source of this 2363-nucleotide messenger RNA. Its product is annotated as cilia- and flagella-associated protein 45-like. Bases 126 to 1778 code for a protein of 550 amino acids. The record is from RefSeq and is a predicted model, not a curated record. NCBI's taxonomy places the organism in Eukaryota, Metazoa, Echinodermata, Asteroidea, Forcipulatida, Asteriidae. The transcript has 10 exons.
UCUUUGGACCAAAAAAGGAAGACAACACAAAAAUAGCACGGCACUCAUCAAAAUCUGCAAUAAAACUUCUAGCAAAAACGAUUUAUUAAAAGGUGUUUCAAACUGAAAAGCCAAGAACGAUUAAAAUGCCUCGCAGUGUAAUCAGCACGCAGUCGGCCGGUAGCAACGGUUCCCGCCAUGCAAACACAAGAAAGUACUUCACCGUCAGCAAAAAUUCCUCAGUGGAUGAGUCGCUCUUUGGGACUGCUCCAAACGCCAAACAACGACAGAACGAGACCAAGUCUGAGGAAGUUGUGCUUCAGACGCAGUCGGCUGGUGGGCAAAGAAGGAGAACACAAAAAAAGAAAGAAACCGUCCAAGUCAUCACAAAAGACCUGAUCAGAAAUUUAAUUGUACCUCAGGAUGAUCCGUCCGGUCAGUCAGUCGUGUUACCGUUCUGUGAAUACCAGAGGAUUAUCAACGCUGCUCGUGUAUUGACACAUGAGGAGCGUAUUGCAGCAGAACAACACAGACAAAAAGAGAAAGAGGCAAUACAGGAAGCUAGUAACGAUCGCAAGCUACAGAUGCAGGCUUUGGACCGAGCCAGACAGAAGAACGAGAAACUGAAUGAUCUUGAUGAAGAGGCGAGACAGAAGGCCGAGUAUCUCCUUCAGAAAGCCAAGGAGCAACAAGAAGAGCAGGAAGAUGAAAUCAAACAUCUCAAUGAGCUCAUUCUCAACGCCAAGUGUCACGCCAUCCGAGAUGCCCAGAUUCUGGAGAAGGGUCAGAUCAAGGGAGAGAUGACGGACGAAGAGAAACGACUGGAUCUCAUGAUGGAAGUUGAACGACAGAGGGCGCUACAACUCCAAGAGGAGAUUGAAUCGCAGAAGAAAGAAGAACGAUACGAGGGUGCUUCUCAAGUCCUGACUCAAAUUGCCCAGAGGGAGGAGGAGCGAUUGUUGGAUCAGGAACGUAAGGACCAGGAAGCCCUGCACAUGUUGAAGUAUCUGGAAAAACUCCAGGUGGAAGAUCUCAAGGACUUGGAGCGCAAACACGAAAUGACCCUAGAAGCGCAGAAAGAGAUCGCACGAGCCAAUCAGGAGGCAGAGGAACAGCGCAUCCGUCGCCAGGAACAAGAAAAGAUGGCCGACCUGAAGGUGACGGAGUACAUGAAGAAGAAGGCGCAGCGUGAGGCGGAGUUUGAGGCCGAGCAGGAACGUAUCAAACUGGAAAAGGAGAAGGAGAUUGCCAGGCUGAGAGCUAUGCAGGAGAGAGCCAAGGACUACAUGGCUGAGAAAGACGCCCUCCGAGCAAAACGCAACCAGGAGCAAAGAGAGCGAGAGUGGAGACAAAAAGAGAAGGAGGAGGCCAAGAAGAAGGCUGAGACAGAACAGAUGCUCAAGAUUGCCAGAGAAGUCCAAGUGCAGAACAAGGAGCAUUUCCUGGCUGUACAGGCCAAGAGAGAACGACAUGAGUUUGAACGCGUACUCAAAGCACAGAAUGAAGCGAUGCACAAAGAGAACUCUGAGGAGGUGGACCAUCACAUGAAGCGUCUCGACCACGCCGAGGAAGUCCGUCGACAGAUCAGGGAGAAGGAACAGCUUAAGGUCGCUGAGCGUCAUUCGUUCUUUGAGGAAGGGGUUCGCAUCAACGAAGAGGCCAGGGCUCGCAGGAACAAGCUGGACUCUAUCAAGCAAAAGAAACUGUCGGAGUUAAGAAAUGCUGGCGUCCCAGAGAAAUACUGUGCCGAGGUUGAACGGAGGAUAGAUGCCCCAGCAUUGGCAGGUUUCAGUACUUAAGCUCAAUAAUUAUUCCCUGAUAACAUAAUAGAUCUUUAUCACACUUGACUGCGACUGCCAUGAUAGGUUUAGUUUCCUGUAUACCACAGUAAUAAUUCAAUGAUGGUACACUGAAGGCUCCCGACUAGCGUCCAAUUCAGGAAUGUAAAAUCCGUCCAAAGAAAAUCUCCAGUUGUAAAUUUAAAGCAAUCAAAAUUUUAUCUUCCAGAAUUUAAACCGUCCAACUUGAGGCCUUCAGUUAAAUUAAAAUUUGAAAAUGCUUAAUUUAUAAUUUGUUUUUGUACUUCCCAAAUAAAUUUCUAAUUUCUAAUCAGAAGAUGGUUUUAGUUUUUGUAUAAAUUUACUUUAAAAACAUUCGUCCAGUAUGGAAUACACUUUAUGUUGUGGGUUUCAUGCGCUACAUGUACAGUAUAUGUAUAUAUUAAAAACAUGUUGUAUUUUAUUAGUUAGCUGUCUGUAUGGGGUUUUGUAUUCAUUUUUUGUUUUUUUUCAUUGGUCGCAGCCACUACUACCUACCCGAAAUUGGAUACAAGUAUAUAAAUUUCCCACUAUAGGGAUGGUAUAGCGCCUUUUUUGUAGUGUCUA